AUGCGCCCUGCCCUGGGGAAGCCCUCCACUGCCUCGGGGAGGGCCAUCGCUGCCCAUGAGUGGACAGACUCCUUCCCUGUGGUCAUAAUAGUGCGUGAGCUUCCUCACCCUGCAGUGCCAGAGAAGCAGCAGGACCGUUGUGUGUAUCCGGCUCGGGAACACUGGGGUGACGAGGACGAUGGGGAUGACGAGGACGAUGGGGAUGACGAGGACGAUGGGGAUGACGAGGAUGACAGGGAUGACAGGGAUGACGGGGAUGACAUGACCCCAACCUACAGCACUGCCCCCGGGCCUGGGGUCCCUGCUACUCCAUGUGGAUGGCCUGUAAGCAGAGAAGAGAACCAAGACAAGAAGCUGGUCAUGCUCACCCACCAGCCCGAGGAUUCUGAGAGGUGCGAGAGCGUGGAGCUGGACAAUAAAAUCCGGGAUCUGAUAGAGAGAAAUGCUUCUCUUGAUCCMAAAGGGGUCCCCCCAGAGGCCACGCUGAGUCACAGGAAUGCAUGUCCUCCAAAGACUCCCAGGAAAACAGCUUCUGUGGCACAUUUUGUCCAGGGCACAGCUGGAAUGAGCACUGUGGACAGUUCCGCGGACCAAGCAGAGAGUGCUCAAUCAUCAAGAAGAAAGAAUUUGACAGAUCCUCUUGAACAAAAGAUAAGGUGCUUAGAGAAACAGAGAAAAGAGCUCCUGCAAGUCAAUCAGCAGUGGGACCAACAGUUUAGAAGCAUGAAGGAGUUGUAUGAAAGAAAGGUGGCGGAGCUGAGGACCCGGCUGCGCGCGGCCGAGGGCGCCCUGGGCGAGCUGGAGWGCGAGCGGCGGAGCCAGAGCGCGGGUGGCGCCGCCCGGGGCCCGCGGCGGGAAGAGGUGGGCGCCCGCGGGGUCUGCGUCGGGUGGACCCCGGGCUCCAGCACCGCGGCGCGGGCGCGGUUGCGCGUCUCCAAGGCCGUGGACAGGAACAUCUUGGCCCUGGUCCCCGGGCUCUGCUUGUUAUGGCCGGAGAGGAGCGCCAAGGCCACACGCCGCACUUGGUUCUCGGUGUCGCAAGAAAGGGAAACUCUAAACGAAGAAUUACAGGAACUGAAGAAAGAGAAUAAGCUUUUGAAGGAAAAAAAUGUUCUUGCGAUGAAGAAGAAAGAGCAUUAUGAAUGUGAAAUACAACGCCUUAACAAGGUUCUUCAGGACGCCUUGAAAAUCGAGGGCGYGUCGUCUCCUGGGGACCAGCGGGGCAUGUGCCCUGUGGAGUGCAGCCACGCGGCCACGAGAACGGAAGUGGAAGUUCUCAAGCAGCAGGUACAAAUCUAUGAAGAAGACUUCAGAAGGGAGCGAUCCGAUCGGGAAAGGCUCAGUCGAGAGAAAGAAGAGCUGCAGCGCGCUCAUCAGGCUUCCCGCGCCCAGCUGACCCGGCUGAGUUCCCAGAUCAAAGUUUGUCAGAUGGAGAAAGAAAAACUAGAAAAACAACUGAAACAGAUGCAUUUCCCGGCCUGCACCUGUGGCUUGGCUUUCCACCUGCGGGACCYGGGGGUGCCAGCAGGCCCACGCGCCACGCAGGACCAGUGGGAGCACCCGGUAAGUAAGAGGUCCCAUUUCAACAGAUCGCGUCGGCGUCCUCUGCUGCCGGGCCCUCCGAGGUACGCUCUGGACCUGCUUCCGCCAGACGGGCAGCACGAGGACAACGUGUGCCGGGUAGAUGCAGAGCUGGACAGGAGGACUGCCAGGCAGCACCUCACAGGAGUAGACUUAGAGGAAGCACAGUUGGGCAUGGCCUAUUCCGAACAGAACCCACCCUGA
This is a messenger RNA of Urocitellus parryii (Arctic ground squirrel), 1785 nucleotides long. Lineage: Eukaryota; Metazoa; Chordata; Mammalia; Rodentia; Sciuridae. The record is from RefSeq and is a predicted model, not a curated record.